Molecule: messenger RNA, 4698 nt
Organism: Candidula unifasciata
Lineage: Eukaryota; Metazoa; Mollusca; Gastropoda; Stylommatophora; Geomitridae
Source: the annotation of a GenBank genome assembly
AUGAACCAGUACCCAGCAGGCCUUGUGCCUAUGAUGAUGCCCCAGCAGUACAUGAUGAUGCCUGGUGGAACAGCAGUACAGCUGCCUCCAGGUAUGACAGGACAUCACCCACACGGAGCCCUACAGCCAGCUGCCAUGUUGCACCACCAGCAUAUGGCGGCCCAGGCUGCAGCAGCAGCUUCGCACGCUGCAGGAGCGCCAGUCAUGUCUUCUGCUGUGGUCACUUCCGCCGGAGCCUUGAGUGCCCUGAGUAUGGGUCAUCAAGGCAUGGUCAGUAUAGCUGGACUGCCUCCCCACAUGGCUGGAGUUGCGGCCUCUGGUAUGUCUGUUAUGGGCGGAAAUAUUCCUGGACUUCACCAUGCGAUUCCAGGGCUCCCGUCUUAUGCAGCCCUGGCUCCUCUCACAGCGUCAUCUGCUUUAUCAUCUCAAAUGUUUGCUCAGCAGCAGCAGCUACAGCAACAACAGCUACAACAACAGCAGCAGCAGUUACAACAGCAACAGUUACAGCAGCAACCUCAACACUUACAGUCUCAGCUGCAGCAACUGCAGCAGCUCCAUCAAGCCUCAGUGUCACCACACCAGAUUGUUGCAGUUCAUGAUUUACUCAGGAAGAAGGAAGAAGAGCAAGGGUUGAGCAGUUAUGGCCGACAGACAGCCAACCGAUGGCAGCCUGAGGCCGAAUCAGAUCUUGAUGAGCCAAAUUUUGAUGAAUAUGCAGUUCUCUUGGAUCAUUUUAACUCAGACCUCAAUCUAGUCAUAGAUCCUGAUGGGUAUGGAGGAACUGUUCUAAAUGAUCCCUCUGGGUUUUGUUUUACCUGGGCUGGGGCUAGAGCCACAUAUGGAGUAUGCAGGGGCAAAGUAUUCUUUGAAGUGCAUGUGGUGGAACACUUGCCCACAGACUUUGGAGAUGACCAUCAAGAACAAGAUCCCCAUAUAGUGAGGGUUGGGUGGUCCAUUGACAGUUCCUCGUUCCAGCUGGGUGAGGAGCCAUGGUCUUUUGGCUAUGGUGGCACAGGGAAAUUCUCCACCAAUAAUCGCUUCACCGACUAUGGUGUACGCUUUGAGCAGGGCGAUGUGAUUGGAGCCCUGCUUGACCUGGAUUCUCGCCCAGCCAGCAUCUCCUUCAUGAAAAACGGAACCUGGUAUGGAGUGGCUGCCCCCUUGCAUGGGUUCCCAGUUGGAAGCAAGGAGAUGGCACUGUUCCCUCAUGUCCUCUCAAAGAAUUGCAGAUUCAAGGUGAACUUUGGACAGCAGGAUCCCUGGUUUCCUCCUCCGAUGGGGUUCAGAUACGUCGGACACCUACAGUUGAUGGAGAGAGUUCGGGGUAUGACCCCGCCGGCCAGAAAAUCUGACUGCGAGAUGAUUAUGAUCGUUGGACUUCCUGGAUCUGGAAAGACCACCUGGGCCAUAAACAUGCAGAAGACCCACCCGGAGAAACGGUACUACAUUAUUGGCACUGAUACACUCAUUGACAAGAUGAGGGUCAUGGGCUUGCCGAGGAAGAGAAAUUUCCACGGCCGCUGGGAGGUGUUGAUUGACAAGGCCACAAAGUGCCUCAACAAAUUCUUUGUGAUUGCUGCCAAGCGCAGAAGAAACUACAUCCUGGAUCAGACUAAUGUGUAUGGUUCAGCACGUCGACGGAAGAUGAAGAACUUCACUGGCUUUUACAGGAUAGCUGCUAUUAUCCAGCCUGAUGAUCCCGAGCUUGAACGCAGAUCUAAGAAGAGAACACAAGAGGAAGGAAAAGUGGUCCCAGAGUCAGCAGUGCUGGAAAUGAAAGCCAACUACUCCAUGCCCGAUGAGCGGGACAAUCUGUUUGAUAGAAUUGAUUACAUAGAGCUGCAGAAAGAAGCCGUGAAUCAGCUGCUCAGAACAUAUAACCAAGAAGGAAAGUCAAAGUCCAGACAGGAUAGAUUUGAUGGAAACAAGAGCCAGGAGGACCAGAGGCAGUUGCAGUAUGGUGGCUAUGGCCUGCAGAGCUAUGGGAGAUCUGAUUCUCUGGACAAGGACCCUUUGGUCAAGCGUGAAUUGUGGUACCAUGAUCAGGAUGAGCCGCCUGCUAAACGCAGUAAGUCAGAUGCCACCAGCGCCCUAGAACUUCUCAAACAGCAGUAUGAAGAGGAAGAACGUCAACCCACUCUACAGCAAGUAACACUUGUGGCCUCCCCUGCUUGGUCAGACCACACUAAGGUGAAAGAAGAGCCAAUUACAACAAUAACUUCAGCUCAGUGGCCUCCGGCUGGUCUCCCUCCAGGCUACCCACAGGGUUUGGUACCAUCUCAUCUUCAUGCCCCCGCCUUCCAGCCAGGACUCUUAGGAGCUCCACCAGGCCUCCAUCCUGGGGUCCAGUUUGCGUUUUUCCCACCAGGGAUGCCGCCUCCCACAGCCUCCGAUCUUGCAGGGCUGAACUUAGCUGCUAAAUCUUUGGAAGACUCCCCUGCCCACUCUGCGGCUCAGGCUCAUGCCCAAGCACAUGCACAGUUGGCUCAUGCUCAGGCUGUUGCUGUGCAUGGCCAGCUUCUGUUAGAUCCCUCCAAGCUUCAAGCAGGAAGCCCCUAUGCUUUAGUUGGCCCGGCAAAUAGUCAAAGUCUCUAUGGUGCUGCCCCUCCAGGAUAUGAAUCCUUGGUUGGUCAAGAUACCAGUCGUCAGGUUUGGCAGCAGGCUGCAGAACAUGCUCAGGCUGCUCAUUUGCAGGCUUUUGUUGCAGCUCAGCAACAAGCCGCAGCCCAGCAACACGCUGCAGCCCAGCAACACGCUGCAGCCCAGCAACACGCCGCAGCCCAGCAACAUGCCGCAGCUCAGCAGCAAGCUGCAGCCCAACAGCAAGCCGCCGCAGCCCAGCAGCAAGCUGCAGCACAGCAGCAAGCCGCCGCAGCCCAACAGCAAGCUGCAGCACAGCAACAAGCUGCCGCUCAGCAGCAAGCAGCGGCACAGCAGCAACAGCAGCAGCAACAGAUUCAGCAGAUAAUUAGACAGCAUGAACAAGAGCAGAAAACACAAGGUAAACCAUGGCGGCAGGAACCUGCCACCACACCUUCAUGGCAGUCGAAGCAAGGGGAUGAAAGAGAUACGGAUAAGAGAGGUGGUGGAGGCAGAGAGCCAUCCUUCGGCCGACCUGACUCCAGGAAUAGAGACAGAGACCGGGAUAACCGAGACAGAGAUCGUAAUCGAGACAGAGAUUAUGGUUACAACAGAAAUAAAAACAAUGAUAGAGGGUAUGGCAGAAAUGACCAAGAUCGCCGUGGCGGAGGAGGUGGUGGUGGCGGCGGAGGAGGAGGUGGUGGCGGCUACAACCGUGACUCUGGAUCAUCCUGGGUCAACCAAAACUAUGGUUCAAACACAUCCGAUCAGCAGGACUUUGAUUCUGGAAAGCAAGACCGACAAAGGAAACGGAAGUCUAAAUGGGACCAGCCUGUGGAAGAAGAUGGCCCAUCCCCCGAUGAGAUGAAGCAGGAACCAGAAGGCCACCCAUUCAGUCAGCCUCAGCCUGUACAGAGCUUGUUUAAUCAGCCUCCUCCAGGCUUUCCUGGGCUGCCCUCAUCUGUCUCAUCCAGCCAGUCAAACCACCCUCCUUCGGGCUCCUUACCUGUGAGUUCUCAGGGUAACAAACCACCACCUUCAUUCGAUGGAAACUUUUCCAGACCACCACCACCACUGCUAGGAAAUCUCAAGCCUGAACUGUCACCUUCGUCAGAGAAUCCCAACAUCCCUGAAGCUAAACAUCCGGGCUCUAAAGGUGGAGAUGGUCUAUUAGGUCAGGGCCCGGGUCCAUUAGGUAAAGGUCCAGGUCCACUGGGUCAAGGUCCUGGCCCACUGGGUCAAGGUCCUGGCCCAUUGAGUCAAGGCCCUGGUCCAUUGGGUCAAGGUCCUGGCCCACUUGGUAAGGGUCCUGGUCCAUUAGGUCAAGGUCCUGGUCCGUUGGGUCAAGGUCCUGGUGGCCCAAGGCCACUAAUUCCAGGACUCCAGGGCGGUCCUCCAGGUCAGCUGAGGCCGAAAGGCCCUAUGCCUGGCUCCCCACCUCCCAGACAGCCGCCUCCAGGGGGGAUUGAUUCCAUGCCACCCAAAAAUGCUGACAACCCAAAUAAUGCCAGAAAGCCAUUCUCACCAGACCACAAGCCAAAUAAAGGUGCAGGUGAUGGUAAUGAAGAAAGAAAUAAUCGUAAUGAGGACAGAAAUAAUCAGCCGCCCCCAAAACCACUCAUUAAUGCUGAAGAUAAGAUGUCAGAGCCUGAAAAUGCCCCAGACAAGGGAAACGGGGCUGGUCCUGGAAAUCAGUCGCAGGGUGGACCGGGAAAGCCAGGAUUGUUCCCGCACCAUGGACCCCCAGAAGGCGACAUGGGACCAUCAAAAGGUCUGCCUUUCAAGCACAGAGGGCCGUUUGGGCCGAUGGGGAGAUUCCCCGGGCCCCCUAAUGGCCCUCCACCACUGUUUGGCCCAGGCAUGCUCGGCCCAGGCCCGCCACCUUCUAACAUGGGACCCAGACCUCCAAGAGGUGGUCCUAUGGGUCCGAGAGGGCCGCCACCUCAUGGCGGCUCAAUGGGCGGCCCACCAAACCGGCCGAUGGGCGGCCCCCACCAUGGUCGCGGCCCUGGACCCUGGAAUCAGAAUCGUCCCAGAUUUGGCCCUCGCGGGCCUCAGGGUCCGCCAAGGCCACUCUUUGACGGCCCGCCUGGUAGAUGGCCAAGACAAUCAAGAUAA